CAAUUAUAAGGUUGUUUCCGGUGGUAAAGUUGAAGGACGUUUACAUCUGCGAAUGAAACAAGGGCAAGUGUGUUUGACAACUUGUGGGACGUGGCAGAUGUCCAUUAACUUAACACAAAGGGUAACACCCAUUGACCGUCAUCUAUCAUCAUGCGGAUGAAGGAAAUUCAUGCAACAAAUCAUCCCUAGGAAAUGGUUUUGCGACCAUUUUCACCAUUUCGAGAAAAAUGAGCCUUGCUCUGCGGGUCAGAUUUGUGCCCCUUGACAGUUGCUUCCUGACUAUCCUGCCAAGGUUGUUGAGACAGUCUUCCAGGUUGCCUGUGGAAUGUACAAAUGGAUCCUCUCAGAAUCAUUCAGAGGCAUCAAAGCAGUCUGAACUGGAGUACAGGGCCUCCUUCUUGUCAAAACAUUUUCACCUACCUCAGAAAGAAAUGGAAAAUUUCUUGAGAUCAAAUUUUCAAGUAUUCUCCAUGAGCAGGGGCAAAUUUCAAACUUGUUCUUUGCUUCUUACAUCUCAUGGGGUAACAGCAAGGGAAAUGUUCAGCUACCCAAGUGUAUUCAGAUGCAGUGUUUCCACACUGCAAGAGCGCAUGGAAUCAUUGCAGAGGUCAGGCAUGCAGCCAAGGCUCAGUCUUGUCACCUUGUCAACAUCCAAGUUCAAGACACGCGUAAAUAGACUGGUAAUUGAUAGGGAUGCUGAGCUGGAGUUCAAAGAUCAUGAAGCUUUGUUAAGCAGUUUGUUAGAGUGCUCACGUGAAGAAGCGGCAGCUGCCCUCAAGGACCGUGGCUGGUUCAGAAAAUCAAAGCUUCUCACAUUGAAGAAUAAUAUUGAGAUCUUAAAGAAUUAUGGAGUGCCAAGUGAAGCAAUACUUGAACGCUUGUAUGUUCUUAUUAGUUCCCAUAAAACUUUAGAAGAACAGUUGACAAUUUUGAAAAAGAAAGGAGUGUUUUACCCUGAGUACUCUAAAGCUUUCAUGACUCUAAUUCAGUCAAACAGAGGUGACUUCCAGAAGUGUUUGAACAACCUUUUGGUGGAUCGAGAGAUCCUUCGGGAGGUUAACUGUAAGAAUAAAACUGAUUAUGUUCUAACCCGUCUUGACUGUACCACUGAGGACUUAAACUAUAUGCUUCAACAGUACAGACGUCUUCUCACUGUCAAUGUGCCAAAGUUGAAACAAAAUUUGGACUUCCUCUUGAAUGUCUGUGAAUUAAAACCAACAGACAUUAUGAGUAAUGCACUGGUACUAGGUUUUGGGAACAGUACAUUGCAGGUGAGGUAUAAACUGCUGGUUGAUCAACACAUUCCAGUGACAGCUGCAAUCCUUAAAAUGAGCAAGGAACGGUUCCGACAAUAUGUUUACCAGUAAUUCUUCUUGCCUUUUGCCUGAAGUUUCAGGUUGUUGAUGUGUAUUAUUGACAACUUUUAGGGAGAGCAUUAGGCUACAGAUUUAGUACAUUUGUUUUUGCCAUGACUUUGGUAUCCAUGACACAAGCAGGUUUCUGAACUAUAUCAUCUUGAAACCAUUAAACAUACAAAUUUCAGACUUGAGGCCAAACUAAUUAUUAGCUUUCCAGAACCAAAGUUUUAUGGAUCAUCAGUCAUUAACUUAUGACCUCAAAAUUCACGAGGGGGCACAGGUGGCCCAGCCGCCUAAGGCGCCCCGAUUCGCUGAGCAGAGUAUCGUCCCCUGGACACGCCAAAAACUUAUGAUUGUGGGUUCGAAUCCCGGUUCACCCGGGAUUAUGUUUCCA
Molecule: messenger RNA, 1752 nt
Organism: Haliotis rufescens (red abalone)
Lineage: Eukaryota; Metazoa; Mollusca; Gastropoda; Lepetellida; Haliotidae
Exons: 2
Coding region: 228-1367 (379 amino acids)
Biological process (GO): termination of mitochondrial transcription; regulation of DNA-templated transcription
Cellular component (GO): mitochondrial matrix
Molecular function (GO): double-stranded DNA binding
Source: RefSeq, a predicted model, not a curated record